Acanthaster planci (crown-of-thorns starfish) is the source of this 2226-nucleotide messenger RNA. RefSeq lists its product as uncharacterized. The record is from RefSeq and is a predicted model, not a curated record. NCBI's taxonomy places the organism in Eukaryota, Metazoa, Echinodermata, Asteroidea, Valvatida, Acanthasteridae.
CAACAGUGCUGCAUGCCACAGCAGGGGGUCCACAUCACGACGGCGCACAUACCUCAUUUUGAUUACUCCAAGUCAGGGGAUUCCAAAUGAGGAUCCUGUACAAGACAGGAGCACUUGAACAUGGUGACUAUCAAGCGUAUGUUGUCCUUUGCUGCCAUCCUAGGAUCCGUUUUGAGGGGUCGUUCCUUCGAAGUCAGCAUAUCGAGAACAAGUCCGCAUGCAAUUGACGGCCGUGUAACCUCAUAUGAGUGCAGAAUAACGGCACACAACAGCAGUAGGUUUGACCGAUAUUGGACCCUGGAUGGUAGACAGUUCGGAGCUCUUAGCAGCAACUCAUCCAGUGACACUUUACAUGUCACGCUGCACAGGAAUAUGUCGGGUUCCACUCUGAUGUGUUACGUGUACACGGACAUGGGUGUCAAAAAUGCAAAAUGGACUAUUGACGUUAUGUAUCCAUCGAACCACGUGUCACUUGACAUGAACUCUACAAAGUACUGUGAUAGCGACAUGGACUGCAGCGCAGAUGUCACGAUCGGUCGUCACUAUCGAUUCACCUGCAACGCGUCUGGUUCGAAUCCAGCCAGUACCAUCUUGUGGCUGAUCAGCACGAAGGGGCAUCGGGGAGUGUGUCUGACUGAGAUUCCUUCCGAUUGGAGUCAGUCAGGCCAGGAUGAGAACGCGGACUGGGAUACAUCGAGUCAAAUCAACCUGCAGAUUCUCCCUGAGGAUCGCCAUAGCAGCAUUGUGUGUAGAGUGAUGUUUCCUAGUAACAAAACACUGUUUACAGAGAUUGCCGUGAAACUGCAGGUCAGGAAUGAACCUGGAAGUCUGAAGGAACUGCUAAUGACGGUCUGCAUCCCAACAGCCGGGGUGAUUGGGUUGGCAUGCGUUGCCAUUGCGAUUGCGCGAAAGAGGCGACAGAAAUACAAGCCCCGUCAGCCACACCCGCAGGCAGAUUCGUCUCGGCCUCCAUCCUCCCAACAUGAGGAGAGUCAAGCAUCGAAAGAGAAGGGCGUGUACCAGGAGAUCCCUGCGGUUCGAGAGUAUCAAACGCGGGUGUCCAUUGACGACCAUAAGGAAACCACUUUCCUCAGAUAAGCUAAAACCAAAUGCGUCAUAAAUUUCCAAUAAAUUCAUGAUCAAGAUUCUGGCUACACACUUUCUGAAAGAACAUUAAACCCACCAGUGGAAGCUUGGAACUGGGAAAGGGGGAUUCGAGGAUGACUUGCCCGGCCAUGGAAAUUUGAAAGGAGGAAGAAGGGUGCUCACACCACGUGACACUAUCGAGGGCGAUUUCCAUGAUACAGAGGUAUUCUGUAUGUGUAAUACACUCCUGUAGAACUUUUCAUCAAAACGUUCUACCUUUUUGUGUGCUACUAGACACAGUUUGGUUGUUGAGAAGUCUGAAAACUCUUCACAAUGCGCCUUGAUUUUUCCCACCACGAAAAAGUAGGAGAUAGGAUUUAAAAAAAAAUUAUCGCUGGCCAAAAAGCGAUGGGGAUAUUUACCUGCAUCCCCUGAUUUAAGCCUGGGGUGAAAUCUUUAUGAAACCGAGUGCACUCCUAACCACCCAUGGAAACACUCACUCUGUAAAUUCACGAGGAGAAGACAAGUAUAAGAAAUCUGAGAAACUCCUUUUCAAGGGAAAUGUUCGAACGCAUUCAGGCCUUGAAAAUGACCGUUUCGCAGUGACGAGAGAAACGUUCGCACUAUCAUAAUUUGCCGGACAAAAACCGUAUUUUUUACAUUGAAAAAGUGGGACAUUUUAUUGAGAGCAACUUACAGUGGAGUAUCCAGGUUUUGCAGUUGAGGGGAUAUUUUCUGCGAAAAAAAUAUCACUUGUGAUAUAUGCUCAACACUGAAUGGCUUUGUAAAUGUUGCAAUAAGAUCCUUCUCAUAACGAUUGACAAAUAACUUUCAAAGUGCCUAAAGAUAUUCAGUAUGAGAAAUGAAACAUUAUUCUUUGUAUGAGACGGAGCAAAAGAAUAGUGUUACUUAUUGGUCUGUUAUCCCAGACGAUUGCUGCUUUUUAUUCUCGUUUAAUACUUUCUUGCAUCUGUCGGUGCUGCUCCCGCAGUGCUACAGCAAAAAAAAAAAUCUGGCCCUGCAUGAACACUCUUGUGAUGAUGUCAAUUCAGCAGGGUUGUUUCUGCAGUGAAUACUGUUGCCAAUUGGCGAUGCAUUCACUAUACAAGUUGCUGACGGGGAUUACUGUAACCUCUUAAA